CACACAUUUCGCGACAAUGUAUAUCCUCCACCGCUCGAUCAUCCUCUGCGUAUUAUUGACUUUUUGUGAUGCACAAUCGCAGAUCGUAGAUCAUACUAUUCCGGUGGAAGACACGAUUCCGGUCGACGAUGCGAUCUCGAUAGAGGAUGGGACUUGGGUCGACGACGAGUUUCCGGUCGGAAACUCGUCCGAAGAGUGGUACGAGGAUCUGAACUGGAUCGAAGAUUCGACUGAGAACACCAAUAAUGACUAUUCGGGAGAGAAUUUGAAAAGAUCCCGGAUAAUUGGCGGAGUCGACGAUGAAAGGACGGAAAUAAGAGGAAUUUGCCCGAUCAAAGUGGAUCCGACGCCUGAUCUUCCCGAUUUGUACAGCCCUCUUGAAUGUGCACGCACCUGUAACGAUCGCGAGAAACCUAGGAUAUGCUAUUAUCGUUUCGAAGUGGAGUACUACUCCGUAUUCAGCGAAGCUUGCGAACUCUGCGAAUCGAACGCAACCAACGCUUUUUGCAACAAUUGUCAGUGCAUACUCGCGGAUGGAGUGGAACGGACCCUUAUAUCGGUGAAUCGAAUGAUGCCCGGUCCUACCAUCGAUGUUUGCGAGGGCGACAAGAUUGUGGUGGACGUCGCUAAUAAAAUAGAGGGUGAGGGGCUGACGAUCCAUUGGCAUGGGAUAUUCCAGAAGAAUUCCCAAUAUUAUGACGGUGCGGCCCAUGUUACUCAAUGCCCGAUUCCUGAACAAGCUACAUUCAGAUAUCAGUUCAAUGCCGACAACGCAGGUACUCAUUUCUGGCACUCUCAUACCGGACUGCAAAAGAUAGACGGAGCUUUCGGAAGAUUGAUCGUACGUCAAUCAGCAAGACGCGAUGUGCACAGCAAGUUGUACGAUUUCGACUUAUCUCGCCAUGCGAUUAUCAUCAGUGACUGGAUGCAUGAGUUCGGUGCGUCACGAAUACCAGGCCGUCGCAAUGAAACUUCUCCGAGAUUUCAAGAUCCGGACUCUAUCUUGAUUAACGGCAAAGGACGAUAUCAAGGAAACGGUACUGUUAUCGACCCGAAUUUCGAAGUGUUCGAAGUAGAACGCGAUCGUCGUUACCGGUUUCGCUUUGUGAAUACCUUCUGCACGGUCUGUGCGUCGAUUUUAACCGUCGAGAACCAUACUCUCACCCUCAUAGCGACGGACGGUGUUUCAGUUAAACCCACCACGGUGGAUUCCAUCGUUAGCGUUUCAGGAGAGCGUUAUGACUUUAUCAUAAACGCGAACAACAAAGUCAGCUCGUAUUGGAUUCAACUUCGUAUAAAGUCGCCGUGUGAAUCCAGGAAGAUUCAGCAACUCGCUAUAUUGCAAUACAAUGGUGCGUUAAAUGAACCGACAACGCCUAUGCCCAGUUACGACUCUCCACUUCCCAAAGGAAUCGUACUAAAUCCACUUGAUUCUCAAUGCGAUCGACCAAGAAAUGAUGCAGUUUGUGUCAGCAAUUUGCAAAGCGCGAAACGCAUUGACAAAGACAUUUUUAGAAAAAAACCAGACGCAAAGAUAUUUUUACCAUUUAGAUUCUAUCGAUACAAUAGAGAGGAUCUUUUUGCGCCAAACUCUUUCGACAAAUUUAUGGUUGCGCCCGGUGGCCGUAAUACGAUUUCUUAUGUCGAUGACAUUGCGUUGAGAUUGCCGCCCUCGCCGCCGCUUUCGCAAUUGGAAGAUAUACCAUCCGACUUGAUCUGCAACAGUACGAACAAACCGAGCGAUUGCAAAGAUCCAUGUAUUUGCACGCACAUCAUUGAACUUCCGUACAACGGCAUCGUUGAACUCAUCAUCGUUGAUGAAACCGGAGUACCCGGACUGCAUCAUCCGUUCCAUCUACACGGCUAUGCUUUUAACAUUAUGAGCUACGGCGCGCCUAAUAACGGAAGUGGAAUCACCGUAGACGAAAUAAAAAGAAUGGACAGGAGAGGCCUUCUGCAUAGGAGAAAAUCUUUGGCGCCAUUUAAAGAUACUAUAGCUGUUCCAAACAAAGGUUAUGCGAUUGUGCGUUUCCGCGCGGACAAUCCCGGUUUCUGGCUGUUCCAUUGUCAUUUUAUUUAUCAUCUGGCGACGGGUAUGGGCAACGUAUUUCGCGUUGGAAGCCCAUCCGACCUACCGCCUGUUCCGCAAGGCUUUCCGCAGUGUGGAAAUUUCUUACCAAAAAUAACUCGAAAUCAACUGGACGGUUAAUGAUUUCAUACUUACUGCGGGAUAAAUCAGCCGAUUUUAUAUUUCGAAUCAAUCGCUUCCCCGGAUCUCAGAUUAUGAUUGCAAGUAUUUAUACGGCAAUGUACCCCACGCCAGGUCAGAUGCGUCGAAUACCGCGUGUUCUGUUACAAGACACGCGAAUAAAGUGAGAUUGCGGAAAAAACUACAAGAAUCGGACAAAAUUACUGGUAUAGUAUUAGAAGAACCAUUGUUUUUCAAUAGUAUACCAGUAACUUUUUCGUGUAAUUUUUUCCCGUAUAGAUGUACCUUGACGUUAUAUACACAGUCAGCGGGAGAAAGAUUAUGACACUUUCACUUCCACGAACUACGUGACAUAUUCAUCAUGAUCCAACAGGAAAAUUCAUUUGUUGGGUACGAAACUUGUCGCAACAUUUCUUUCACUGACUAUAUCUAUAUAUGUACAUAACAAA
This is a messenger RNA of Dinoponera quadriceps, 2658 nucleotides long. Its product is annotated as laccase-5-like. Gene Ontology annotation, biological process: iron ion transport. NCBI's taxonomy places the organism in Eukaryota, Metazoa, Arthropoda, Insecta, Hymenoptera, Formicidae. The transcript has 10 exons. Gene Ontology annotation, cellular component: plasma membrane. The record is from RefSeq and is a predicted model, not a curated record. Gene Ontology annotation, molecular function: copper ion binding; oxidoreductase activity. The coding region runs from base 17 to 2209 and encodes 730 amino acids.